AUGAGCAUCCUACGAGUUUCCUAUUGCCACCGCCGCGUGGCGCUGUUUGGAAUCGAUGACGCUGCCCCUACCCGCACACUCCCUCUUGGCACGGACAGGAAGUUAGCUUUGUCGACACGUUCGUCGAACAGCAAGAUGUCUGGGGCAGAUGUGGAGGAGUUUCUUCAACAAAACAGAGAUACGGCCACCCAGGUGGAGACGUUUCGGGGCUACUGGGAGAGCAACAAGCAGUGGGAGGCCAGAAGGGAGUUUAUCCUGAGGAACCUGAGCGACUACGAAGACGUGCAGAUGGAUAACUUGCUCUCAUUGUCCAUGGUGUGGGCCAACAACGUCUUCCUCGGCUGCCGAAUACGUCUCUUCAACGGCAGGUACAACACAGAGCUCCUGGAAAAAGUAAAGGAAAUGGCUGAUGGCAUCAUAGUGGACGACGCUCCAAUCUUCAAGACGAGAGAUGAAAUAAUGAAGAACCAAAAGGGUCGAUGACCGGUCCACUUAAAACGACAACAGCUGGAAACGAACAUUUUUAUGGUUUUACGAUCUUUAAAAAAAAAAAAAAAAGUCCUUGUAUAGUGAAAACAAAUAUGUGCACAACCUUUGUAUAGAUACAACUGAAGUGUUCAUUUUUAAAACAUGGUUUCGCUGUUUUUAAAGUGCUUUUUUUAUGGAAGUUUUUUUUUUUUUUACAUUUCCAUGACAGAGAACACUGGACAUAGUUUGAAGGUUUGUCUGUUUCAUAAUAAAUGGCAUUUGUUUUCUAACCAC
Menidia menidia (Atlantic silverside) is the source of this 762-nucleotide messenger RNA. Lineage: Eukaryota; Metazoa; Chordata; Actinopteri; Atheriniformes; Atherinopsidae. The record is from the annotation of a GenBank genome assembly.